Molecule: messenger RNA, 2835 nt
Organism: Fusarium vanettenii 77-13-4
Lineage: Eukaryota; Fungi; Ascomycota; Sordariomycetes; Hypocreales; Nectriaceae
Exons: 3
Coding region: 1-2835 (944 amino acids)
Molecular function (GO): protein binding
Source: RefSeq, a predicted model, not a curated record
AUGGAAGCCAUCGGCACAGGUGCCAGCACCCUGGCAUUUGUGCUACUGGCCCUCAAAUCAGCCAAGGUCAUCCAUGAAUCACUCUCCGCUAUCAAAGACGCCCCGAGGAUAGUGCGCGAGUUGGUACAGGACAUCCAACUUCUACAGUCAGUCCUUGGGAGAUUGACGCACUGUCCUUUGAGCAAUGCGCCAAGCAGCACGAUCACUUCCUUCCAGGAUAUGCUCCAGGCCUGUACGGCUGAGCUCUCUGGCAUAGAGAAUCGGUUGGAGAAGUUCAAGAAGAAGCCAGACAGUAGCCGGUCAACUCGAGUGUAUAAGGGUAUCUUGGGUUAUGUGAAGAAAGAGGAGCUCGAGGAAGCACGGAGCAGGGUACGAGACAAGACGACACAGGCAAACUUGUACCUCGGCUUGCUUCAGGCGCAGGCCAUUUCGGAUACAACUUCCACGAUCGGCCAUCAGGCGACAGCGACAACGGGAAUCUUGGAACAAAUCUUAGGCGAAGUCGCAAGGCUACAUUCUCGCCUCAACAAUGACACAGCCUCAACAGCUCAACAGGAUGAUGCCACCGAAGACGUUUCAGCCUCCAUCACCCAGAACCUUGAGAGUAUGACGCUAUGCUCAGAACUCGAAGAGAGCAUUUCGCGUCUAUCGAGCCUCGUCGAUCAUGACGGGUUGACUCUUGACGCCGACGAUGCGGAGCAAAUCAUUGACGACCUGAGAAAGUUCAUUCUAAUCGCUAGAGACAGAGUGUCAAGCAAGCAGACUGGGAAAGGCAAAGCAACUGCGAACCCAUACGCAGUGAAUGACGACAGUGAUCAAGUGCGGAGAGACUUGAAGUUGAUCGAGGGCUUGAUGCUCUCGGCUCCCAUUGUUGCCAUCAACCAACCAGGUACCUUUUUGUGCUUCAUACUCACUCUUAAUGAGAACCAAGCUGACGUGCCAGUUCCCAACUCUACACAUCUUCGAGCCCAUCUACCAACUGGCGCCAUCAUCAGACAAAAGCGAGCAAGAGAGGAAAUCGACGUUGAGCACGGCUUCCUUACAGUAUCAGUAAACAAACGAAGACGAGUCUCUCGUAGACCCAAUUCCUCCGAGAACGCAAGUACCCACCGAGAUGUCGUUGCAAAUAUCAUGUUCCGCCCCUCACAAUCGCCGUGGAUGUUUUCCGUCUCAGUCUCCCAAGGACAGCUGUUUGAUCGCAGUAUUCAGAGCAUACCGCGCAUUUCAGUUUGCCCAAUUAUCCCCAAUGGAUCGCCCGUCUUUCGUCUCGUGCAGGAGGGUAAGCUCAGAGAGUUUCGUGUGUUGCUGGAUGAGGGCAAGGCAAGUCUUAGGGAUCAUGAUGAACAGGGCAUGCCUCUACUACACUAUGCAGCUGCAGGGAGCGUCGACAUGUGCAAGUUCCUCAUCGAGUCGGGAGCAGACGUCGACGAAAUGGGAGAGAACAGCGGAACUGCCCUCAGCCACAUCACGGGGUUGAGUCGCCACGACACUACGCUGGUGUUACUCGAGAACAUGGCCGAUCCGACACUAUCUUACCCAGGAUGGGAUAAUCCACUAUCUGCUGCUUGCAGCUCAGAUAUUCCAUCCGUGGAGCUCUUUCUGAAGCAUGGCAGCCACUUUGCCCUUCAUGACUUUGAGAGUUCAGAUAUGAAUGGCAGAACAAGACUGCAUCAGAUUUGCAUGGCAGACUCAAGAUCAACGAGCAAGCAAAGAGCAGUUGGUAUGCUGGUUGCCGCGGGAGCCGACUUGAAUGCUCGCAUACUCCAAUCAUGGUCUCCGGACGAUCAUCAAACACUCGGGUUCACGUGCUUGCAUAGUCUAGUGUACACGGCCCAUCAAACAGAUGAUAGGGAUGAGCUUGAAACUCUUGUCUACUUGAUUCGGCAAGGCGCAGACCCCUCUGCAGUCGACCAUCACGGCAACACGGUUGCAACGCGGGCCUAUCUACCCAACGAGAACGACAACCAGUAUUCAUCCAAGGGCUCAUAUAGAGGUGAUCUCUGGGACGCGGCUGUCGCCAUCUGCGGGCACGACCUAAAUCAAUUCCGAUCCUCCUACCCGAGAGUUCCGAGGUACAACAAGAGCUACAAUCGACAAGACUUUGAGAGGCUAUGGCUUGGGCACGAGGCUCUUUGCCCAUAUUGGAAUGACAAACGAUACCCAGAGACUGGCCGGGACGAAGACUAUUGGAAAGAGCCUUCGCAGCGCUGCAAACAUACCUCAUGUUCAGAAUGUGCUCAAUACAACAAGGGCCUCGCCGAAGCAGAGCCAGAUUCCGUCAACAAUGACGCCCCGAUGUAUGACUGGUACUACUACAACAAGUAUCCACGGAGUCCUUCAGUGGAGCAUAUGGGGUAUGUAUACGAAGAGCCUGUCACUCUGGGAAGGAGAUAUUAUAGCCCAGAGCAAUUCGCGACUAGUGACAUGGAUCCAGAGGAGGACUACAUGGAUGAGAUGUUGGGUGGCAUGGGUUCUGAUGAGGCGGAGCUGGAGGCACAAUACCUGUUGGAAAACUCACUGCAAGCAUACCGAGACCACCAGAUCGACGAAGACGAAGACUUUCUUCAUGCUCUCGAGCCCGAAGAUGGCCCUGAACCUCCAUUUGAAGAAGAUAGCGAGGAUGGUGAAGAAGCAUUUCAGAGGUUGACACACCGAGCGGAGGACGAGACGGAUACCUUUAUCGAUUACUGGAUCGAUCACGACACUCCUUGCCAAGAAGAGCCAGAGGAGUCGCAUGAGGAUUGCGAGGUCGUCUCGCCCCCAGCGAGUGAGGAUGGUGGGGAUGUAUAUGAAAGAUUGACGGGACGAGGUCAAGGUAUGAAUGAAGGGUUCUAG